AUGUCACUCCCUGAAGACAUCAUCCUUAACAUCUUAGCGCGUGUACCGAGAUGCCACUAUCCAACAAUCUCUCUUGUUUCAAAACACUUCCGGUCACUCAUUGCGUCGCCUGACAUAUACGCCAUAAGAUCUUUGUUGGGAUGCACAGAACAUUGUCUCUAUGUUGUUCUCCGUGACAGGGACAACAAUGCUCGCCGAUUGUAUACUCUCUGCCGGAAAGCUGACGGCAAAAACAGCCGUUUGGUCCUUAUCCCUUGUCUUCCUGCGGUGCCUAAACGUGGAAGCUUUGUGGCGGUGGGUUCAAAGAUAUAUGUGUUUGGUGUGAACAUCGACAAGAAUGACAAUAAUAUGACAUCAACCGCGUACAGCAUUGACUGUAGAUCUCACACUGUGCAACCACUCCCGAGCAUGCCACAUGCGUUCAUGUAUCAAACAAUAGCUGACGUCAUCGAUGACAAAAUAUAUGUAAUUGGAAAUCAUCAUAACGAUAAAAAAUGGUCAGUGGUGGUGGUUUUCAACACAAAAACGCAGAUGUGGGAGCCUGGGAUGACAAAUCUAGACGAACCUGAAGGAGUUUUCGUAGAUACUUAUUAUGGUUGUGUGGUGAUGGAUAAUAAGAUCCACGCGAGGGAAUUUGUAUAUGACCCAAAUGAAAAUAAAUGGGGAAGAAACGACGGGAUGCUGAAUUCGAAACAGUGGGAGCAUGCGUGUAUUAUUGAUGAUGUUAUAUACUACUAUGAUGGUGAAUUCUUAGCAUAUGAUUCGAAGACAAGGUGUUGGAAGGCAGUCGAAGGUUUGGAAGAUUUUUUGGGUGGGAUAAGAAUUAAAUAUUUCUCAAAGACUGUGAGAUACGGCGAGAGACUGUUUUUUGUGUUUCCUACACAAGAAAGGAAUGGGAUGGGGGUAGAGAUUUGUUGUGCGGAGAUUUCGUUGGAAAGACGCCAAGGAGGCCAGAUUUUUGGUAAAGUUGAGUGGUUUGAUCUUGAUUUGAUUUAUGGAGAAUUUGAGAUUGUGAAACCUCUAGAUGUCAUGAUUUGA
Eruca vesicaria subsp. sativa (arugula) is the source of this 1038-nucleotide messenger RNA. The record is from the annotation of a GenBank genome assembly. Lineage: Eukaryota; Viridiplantae; Streptophyta; Magnoliopsida; Brassicales; Brassicaceae.